Messenger RNA from Coturnix japonica (Japanese quail), 8716 nucleotides. RefSeq names its product collagen type XV alpha 1 chain (gene COL15A1). The record is from RefSeq and is a predicted model, not a curated record. Gene Ontology annotation, molecular function: extracellular matrix structural constituent conferring tensile strength. NCBI's taxonomy places the organism in Eukaryota, Metazoa, Chordata, Aves, Galliformes, Phasianidae. Gene Ontology annotation, biological process: extracellular matrix organization.
GUGGACUGUGAACUGCUGGAAGGAAAAAAGCCAGCAAGCUGUGGUCAGUGGGACAGAGUCUAGUUGGAGGCCUAUAUCUAGUUGAGUUCCUGAAGCGUCAGUACUGAGAGUAGUACAAUUCAAUAUGUUCAUCAGUAACAUGGAUGAAGGAAUAGACUGCACAGUCAGCAAGUUUGCUGAUAUCACAAAACUGGGAGGAGUGGCUGAUACACCAGAAGACUGUGCUGUCAUCCAGCAAGACCUAGACAGCCAAUAGCUUUUCAGGAAGUCAUGUCACAAGGAAGUAAAGUUUAUAUAUGAACAGUUGGUUAAAAGAAAAAGAAUGAGGAAUAUACGGUCAGUCUCUGUACUAGAGUAAAGACACCACCACAUUGUCCAUCUAGUCCAGGCAGUGCAUUUAGGUUUGCGGAUUAUAUGAGUGUUGUUGUUGUUGCUACUGCUAUUUUAGUAUUGGCAACGGAAGGUUGUGAAGAAUUGCAAAGGGGACAUCUAAGAGUGAAUGAAUGGAAAAUAAAAUGGUGGGUGAAAUUCAUUCCUAUUAUUUGUAAUAAACUUACUGGCAGAGGGAAGAGAAAAGCCAAUUGCAUAAGAAGUUACAUCUCAAGAGUAACUAAUUAGGUUUACGAGUGUUCUGUGAAAACUUCAUCUCAAUUGCAGUGAAGAAAGUAAAGCUGCUGUUAACAGGAGGCAUACUGGGAACACUGCUGCAUCACUAGAGAACUCCUGAGAUUAUUUGCAUCUGUGCAAUUAUGAUGACUCCAUCUCCACAAAGAGCAUGAAGAAAAGAGAAGUGAUGGUGAACAAGUGAUCCCUUGUUUAAUACUAGAAAUUGGAGGCAUCGAAGAACAUCAGCAGGGCUGGAGUUUGAAACAGAAAAGAGGGCACUUCUUUAUGAAAGGCCUAACUGAGCUGUGGACCUCCCCGUGGCUGGAUACUGUGAAUGUCAGACAUUUAUUUACCUGUGCUCUGAGCUGAAGAAAAACCCUUUGUUCUCUCCAGCACAGUUCUUGAGUCCCUGAGGCCUCAGUGCAUGCUGCUUGUCUAAUGCUACUCUUGCAAAAGAAUAUUCUCAUGCUUCUUUAGUCUUAUGAAUAUGGAGCCUAAAAGUGUGCUGCUAAGAAGUUUGAGUUGCAGAGCUUGGAGGAAAAAAUGAACUGCUGAACACAGCAAUGACCAGAAGUACAAGAACACCCAGCCCAGCUUAGUUAGUGAAUAAUUAAGAACUGCAACAGCAGAAUUGUAGUCUUCCAUUUCAAAUGUUAAAGAAUGCAAGCAGUUGGCAGAGCUGAGAAAAGUAGGCAGAUCUUCUGCCUGGAAAAAAUUUUAACCAGUGGGAAAAAUCCAGUGGACAUUGAGGACCUGUUAACAUUGUGUAAUUCUGACGGCCACAAACGACCACCAUGAACUCGCAGAAUUUCAAGAUCCAUCAAGGGUGAGUUAACUGACCAUCUAUAUUCAGAGAUAUAAAACUAAUGGAAUGCAGGGGCAAAUGCUUUGCUCUGCCUUCUUUUAUCCAGCGGAGCUAAAAUAUGCAGCACUGGUCAGAAAUCCACACUAAAGUACCCACACAAAAUUAAUGGCUCUUUCAGCUGCAUUUCAUGUAGAUCAUCUGCUUGAACAGGUCACAUUUGGGAGCAGGAGAGAUGUUACUUCCUUUUUCAUCGUGCUUUCUAACAUCAGAGAAAGUACCGUGCUCCUAUUUCUCAGGGAAUGCAGUAACUUCAGGCAGUACCACAGAGUGACACUGGGGUGAUGAACAGCAUGAAGGGGUGUCCAUCCAUACACACAGUGCAUACAGUAGGAACUUUUAGGCUGUGGUCUGACGGAAAGUUUACGUGGAGUCAAAUUUCAGAGUUGGAGCACUGAAUUGCAGUGAGUCACACAGAGAGCCUGAGAGCUGCCUUUGUUCCACUUGUGUCUGAACGUUGGAGGAGAAACAGCAGGCUCCAGUUUUCGUUAACUUAUUUUCAGAAGUACAAGAUUCAUGUUCACCGAACUUCUUCCCUGCUUGAGGUCUUUCAACUGACUUUCAGAAAAUGCUGUCAUGUCAUUCCUGGUGGACCUGGGAUGUGCUACUACUGUUCUUAGGCUUGUCAAUCCAUGCUUGUUCAGCAGCUCAGGUCAUAGAAGAACGAGGCUCAAAAGAACAUCUUGAUCUCACAGAGUUAAUAGGAGUUCCACUCCCUCCUUCUGUCUACUUUGUCACUGGCUACGGAGGUUUUCCAGCGUAUAGCUUUGGUGCAGAUGCCAACAUUGGUCGAUUGACAAGUGCUAUAAUACCAUCGCCUUUCUAUAGAGAUUUUGCAAUUGUAGUUACAGUGAAACCAAACAGCGAUCAUGGAGGAGUGCUAUUUGCAAUAACAGAUGCCUUCCAGAAAACUAUUUACUUGGGAAUUAGACUUUCACCAGUUGAUGAGAGCACCCAGAGAAUAAUUAUGUAUUACACUGAGCCUGGCUCUAGUAUCUCCCGAGAAGUGGCUUCAUUUAAAGUGCCAGUGAUGACUAAUAGGUGGAAUAGAUUCACGGUGACUGUUCAGGGAAAUAACAUUGCUUUGUUCAUGGACUGUGAAGAGUACCAGAGAGUUCAGUUUCAGAGGUCGGAUCGAGCCUUGGUAUUUGAAUCUGGCUCUGGAAUAUUUGUUGGUAAUGCAGGAGCCACAGGACUGGAAAAGUUCACAGGCUCAAUUCAACAUCUGACAAUCAGAUCUGACCCAAGAGGUAAUGAAGAUCACUGUGAAGAUGAUGAUCCAGAUGCUUCAGGGGACUUCAGUGGCAAUGGCAGCAUUCAAGAAAAUGAAGACAUUUCUGAGGUGCAAGAAGAACUUGUGCCUCCUCACCUUCUCAUAAGGCCUGAAGAUUCAUUGGCUGAGGCAGUGGAAGCACCUCCAACCAUAUUAUCUUAUUUGAAAGAAAACGAUUUCUCAGGACAUCACAGUGCAGAAGAAACCUCUGAACCAGCUAAAAUUAAAGAACAAGACUCAGUUAUUGUGGAAACUGGACAAAGCAACAGCGAAUCUACAGCUCUCAUGCAGGAAAUCUUAAGAGAAGAAGAUGGCUCUGGUGCUAAUGUCUUGCUAGGAGUGAGCAGAGAGAAGAUUAGAAUGAAACCUGAAGAACUGGGCUCUGGAUCCGCUGAUAGAGAAACUGAAAUUUUAAAAGGCAGCCCAGGAUUGCAUGGCAUCCCAGGAAAACCAGCCCCUGAUUCAGAUGUAGGACCUCCUGAGUCACCAGAGGAAGACGGAUCUGCUGGUGAACUGGGCCCUGAAGGUCCGCAAGGUAUUCCUGGGCUUGAUGGAGUGGUUGGCCCACCAGGACAGAAAGGAGAAAAGGGUGAGAGAGGUCUUCCUGGAUCUGCUGGUGCAAAGGGUGAUAACGGAGUUACUGGAUCAGUAGGCCCUAAAGGAGAAGCCGGCGCUAAUGGCUCUCCUGGGAAACCUGGACCCCCUGGGCCCCCAGGGCCCCCUGGACCUCCUGGACCCACAGGUGUAAACUACAAUUUAGGAUCUAAGAGAGGCCCAAUUACAGAAGAACCUGGCAUUGCUGGAUAUCCUGGAGGUGUGGGUCCAAAAGGGGAGAAGGGUGACCCAGGACCUCAGGGUGAACCGGGGCAGGAUGGGAAUGAUAUUGUGGGUCCACCUGGACCACCAGGACCACCUGGACCAAUCAUAGCCAUACCAGAGCAACUUCUUAAUGAUACAAAAGGAAUUCUUAACUUCACAACAAUUGAAAAACUGCUUGGGCCUCCUGGACCAGAUGGUAAGCCAGGUUUACCAGGAUUUCCUGGCCCAAGGGGACCGAAGGGUGACAUUGGUUUACCUGGAUUGAAAGGACUCAAAGGACAACAGGGUGAAAAAGGAGAACCUGGAGCUAUCAUUGCUGCUGAUGGAUCUUUAACUGAAUUGUUAGGAAGAAAAGGACAGAAGGGUGAAGCUGGAGUGGUAGGACCAAUGGGACCAAUGGGACCAAUAGGGCCUGCUGGACCUAAAGGAGAACUUGGAUUCCCAGGACGCCCAGGCCGCCCAGGACUGAAUGGGCUGAAAGGUGCGAAAGGUGAACAAGGUGAAGCAUUAAAUGGCAUUCCUGGUUUGCCAGGCCCUCCUGGACCCCCAGGACCUCCAGGACGUGUAGUUCACAUCAAAGGAGCAGUUUUCCCAGUCUCUCCUAGGCCUCAUUGCAAGAAUAUAGUGAGCAAUAUUUACCCUGGAAAUCAAAAAGUUCUUGAUGCCCAUGGUGCUAAAGGAAAUGAAGAUUGCUGGAGUCUGCGCAAUUCAGUGGACUUAAAAGGAGAAAAGGGAAACAGAGGUGCUCCAGGACCACCAGGUCCACCUCUACCUCCAUCACAUUUCAGCCACUUUAUUAAUAGCAUAAAGGGUGAAAAAGGAGACAAUGGUGUAAAAGGAGAAAAAGGAGAACCAAAUGGAGGUUUUUACCUGACAGGACCACCCGGACCACCUGGAAGACCAGGAUUAGUUGGACCUAAAGGGGAUUCAGUUGUUGGACCCAGAGGACCUCCAGGGUUGCCUGGCUUACCUGGUUUACCAGGUUAUGGAAAAAUUGGACCACCUGGCCCACCAGGCCCACCAGGACCCCCUGCAAUAUAUGGAUCAGCCGCAAUGCCUGGACCACCAGGUCCUCCUGGAGAACCAGGGCCACCUGUAACCAGGAAUCUGGUUACAACAUUUCAAAACAUUGAAGGUAUGUUGGAAAAGGUUCAUUUGGUAACAGAAGGUACACUAAUCUAUCUUAGAGAAACCAGCGAUGUUUUUAUCCGUGUUCGAAAUGGAUGGAGAAAAUUGCAGCUAAGUGAGCUAAUUCCUGUCCCUGAUGAGAGCCUUCCUCCUCCAGCUGUAUCAAGUUAUGGAUUUCAAUCUCUUCCGGUACUGAAUCCAAUAUCAGACACGAACAAUGGAAAACCAGCACUGCACCUGGUGGCUUUAAACUUACCAUUGUCUGGUGACAUGAGAGCAGAUUUUCACUGUUUUCAACAGGCCCAGCAAGCAGGUUUGAAGACUACCUAUAGGGCCUUUCUCUCAUCACAUUUGCAAGAUUUGGUCGCGGUUGUCAGAAAAACAGACCGAUACAAUUUGCCAAUAGUAAAUCUUAAGGGAGAAACACUUUUCAACAAUUGGGAAUCUAUAUUCAAUGGAAAUGGUGGACAAUUCAACAUUCAUGUUCCAAUAUACUCCUUUGAUGGGAGGAAUGUCAUGACAGAUCCACUCUGGCCUCAAAAGAUAAUAUGGCAUGGUUCAACUACAAAUGGGAUCCGACUGGUCAGCAACUACUGUGAAGCCUGGCACACAGCUGAUUUGGCAGCAAUGGGACAAGCAUCACCACUGAAGAUGGGAAAACUUCUUGAUCAGAAAGCAUAUGGCUGUAAUAAUCAGUUUAUUGUUCUUUGUAUUGAAAACAGUUUUGUAUCUGAUCCCCAGGGAAAAUAACUCAUCUGUUGUACAUAAUAUUCAAUAUUAUGACAGAAAAAGCUGACAACAGAAGUUUCAUUUGCAAUGAUGUAAAUAUUUUAAUUUUUGUAAUUGCACAUUUCAGGAAAAAUUAGCCAAAGAAAACAUACCUCAACACAAUCCAUAUUCCAGUUGAGUGGAACAUUCAGUGUUCAUGAGGCACACUUAAAGCUUUUCUUUCCACUCGAACUUUGUAUGGUUGAAGGUAUGCCAACAUUUCACUCACAGCCUCUUGUCUUACUAACGGAGUUGAAGUUCAGUAAAAGUCACUAGUCAAGUAUGGACUACAAGGAAGAUUCAGUAGCCUGACUUGAUAGCUGCUGUUUCUUCCAGUUAAGUCUUCUUUUCACUUGCAUUGAUUUUGAAUAUCCAAGGCACUAUUUAAAUAUAUCAUAAAAUGGCUUGAAUUGGAAGGGACUUUGCCAUGGGCAUGCUUGUCAACCAGUAGAUCAGGUUGCCCAGGGACCCAAUCAACCUGGCCUUCAAUACUUCUAGGGAGUGGAAGUCAACACUUCCAUUCCUCUGCUUUUCUCUGGGCAAGUAGUUCCAGGGCCUCACCACCCUCUCAUUAAAAAUAAUAAUAUUCUUCUUAAUAUCUAAUCUAAAUCUCCCUUAUUUUAGUCAUUCCCCUUUACUCUAUCACUAUCUAACCAUGUAUAAAGUUGUUCUUCCUGGUGAUUAUAAGCUACUUUUAGUCACUGGAAAGCCACCAUGAGGUUUACCAAGAGCCUUCCCUUCUCCAGGCUGAAUAAGCAAGGCACUCUCAACCUUUCUUCAUUGGAGAGGUGCUCCAGCCCUCUGAUCAUCUUUGUGGCUCUCCUCUGGACCCACUCCAUCUGUUCCACGUAUUUCUUGAGCUGGGGAAGCCAGACCUAAAGGCAGUACUCCAUGUGGGACCUCAGAAGGGAAGAGUAGCGGGGAACAAUCUCCUCUCCCACCCUGCUGACCAUCCCUCUUUUGAUGCAACCCAGGCUGCAAGGACAUACUGCUGGCUCAUGUCAAGCUUUUUGGCCAUGGGGACUGCUAGCCCUUGUCUGCAGGUCUGCCCUCAGUGAGUUCUUCUCCCAGUCUGUACUCGUAUCUAAGAUUGUCCCAACCCAAGUACAAUACCUUGCACUUAGCCUCAUUGAAUCUCACUUGGUUCAUGUGGGCACAUCUUGAGCUUGUUAAGGUCCCUUUGGAUGGCAUCCCUGUCAGUUUGGCAUCAUCCUCAAACUUGCUCAGGGUGCACUUGAUCCCACUGAACAUCUUUGAUUAAGAUGUUGAAGAGCACCCGUCUCAACUUGGACCACUGAGGCCACCACUCAUCACAGGCCACCACCCAGACACAGAGCUGCUGAUCGCAAUCCUCUGACUGAUCAUCCAACCAAUUCCUUAUUCACCAAAUAGUCCACUCUUCAAAUCCUUAUAUCUCCAACUUAGAGAUAAGGAUAUGGCCUCGCAGAAGCCAAUGUACCUGACAUCAGUUGCUCUUCCUUUGUCCAUUGAUGUCAUUGCUCCUUCCUAGGUCACCAGAUUGAUCAGGCACAAUCUGCCCUUGGUGAAGCUGUACUGGCUCUUAGUACUGUACCUCCUCAUCUUGCGCAUGCCUUAACAUAGCUUCCUGUUUCAUGACAUUCCCAGGCACAGAGGUAAGGCUCAUCGGCCUAUAGUUUCCUGGAUUAAUUUUUCCUUAAAAAUGGGAACGAUGUUUCCCCUUUUCAAAUCACCUAAGAGUUUACUUGACAGCCAUGACUUUCUGAAUAUGAUGGAGAGUGGCUUUGCUACCACAUCAGACAGUUCCUUCAGGACCCUGAGUUGCAUGUCAUCAGGCCCCACAGACCUGUUGUACUCAUUCAGUCUCAUCCAGUGGUCUUGAACUUGAACCUUAUCUUAUUCCUCCUCCAGGACUUGAGAGAUUUGGGAAGCCUGACUGUCAGUGGAUGCAAAGAACUUCUUGAGUACCUGACCUUCUUCAUGCCUUUUGAAGUCAGUUCUUGCUUCUGAUUUAUCAGAGAGGGUACACUCUCUUUGGCCUUUAUCUUCUGACCAAUAUACCUGUAGAAUCCCUUCUUGUUGCAUCCCUCAUCAGCUUCAGUACCAUGUGUGUCCUGGCUUUCCUGAUCCCAUCUCUGCACAUCCAGACAGCAUCCCUGUAUUCUUCACAGGCAGUAUGUCCCUGCUUCCACUGCCUGUACAUUUCCUUCUUAUUCAUCAGUUUGAUUUCCAGGUCCUUGUUUAGCUUUGCUGGUUUCCUGCCUCCUCUGUUUGAUAUAUGUAUAUAUACAUACUGUCCCAUGUAUAAUGAGCAAAUAAGAGGAUGCUGUUAAAUUUUACAGGGAUAGACUUCUCAAAAAGCUUUAAGAACAAAGGGACUUGACUCCUUGGAGUCUCAAUGGAAACUCAAUACUAAUACCUAAAUACCUAACUCCAAAAAGAUUUUACAGAUUUCAUCUUGGUGCUUACACAUGAAUUUAGCAACCUGACAUCUUACUUUUCAUCACAGAUUCUAGGCAUAGUGUUUUAUGCAGAAGGACUGAACUAGACAGAGUCUGGUCCUUACUUUGGUGCUAUUGUUAUCAGGAAAUCUGGAGCAAUGUUAAUAGAAAACAUCCUGUUUUAACUGGCAGAAAUGUGCACAUAAAUGCAGAUAAACAAGCCAUCUGACCUUUAUUUAUUUAAUUUAGCAUAAGAGGAAGUCAUUUCCUGUUGUGCCAAAUGUAAACUGAAUGAAAAAUAUCUGUCAUGGUCUCUUUACCAUAACCCUAACCCUAACCGUAACCCUAACCCUAAUCGGCUCUAGGCAUUGUUAUCUUACUAUGCUAUAUGCAAUUUUCCUUUUAGUGAAUGUAUCCUUCUGGCAUUCAGAUACUGAAAGAAUUAGUAAUAUAAAAUCACAGUAUUAGUGACAGGAAUGACUGUUAAAUGCUAUUAUUCCUCACAAGCAUUAUCACCACAGUACCUUAAGUCUCUCACCUAAAUAUUUGCCUACUAUGUACUUUAAAAAAGCAUUUACUUGUUUUUUUAACUGGCAGUAACUAUGGUAAUCAAGCAUCAUGUUAUCAUUUUAAAAGACUUAACCUGAAGAUUAGGUUAGAAACACCAAAUUGCUAACAAACAAACUACUAAAUUAUUAGACAGCUACUUUCAAAAGACAAGAUAAGCCAAAUCAUGUUUACCAUACCAAACUGAUUUAAUUAUUAUGUAACAUGAAAAUGUGAAAUCCAGCCUUAUUUCUUUAAUUUACUAUAAAACCAUAUAAAGUCAGCUGAAUCAUA